Vicia faba (fava bean) is the source of this 369-nucleotide messenger RNA. The record is from the annotation of a GenBank genome assembly. NCBI's taxonomy places the organism in Eukaryota, Viridiplantae, Streptophyta, Magnoliopsida, Fabales, Fabaceae.
AUGACAUCGACAGUUACGAAUGAAGGCAGAAGGAUCAUGGAACUAAAAGUCUCGUCGAAUAUCUCUCUCUAUGGGUGGAGGUUGAUUCUAAAUCAAAUCCCGACAAAAGACCAGUUGAUUUACCAUGGAGUAGUGGUGGACAGUAGCUACAUCUUGUGUGGUUCAAAUUUUGAAUCCAUUGCUCACCUUUUCGGCCGUUGUGUGUUCUCGGUUGGUAUUUGGAACAAAAUGUAUGAUUGGAUUGGUAGUGGGCUGGGAAUGACGGUCUUGGAACUGAUGGAGUUAUUUUUCCAUUUCGACAAGUUAAAGGUUAAGUCGGAAAGGAUUACUAUCUCCGUUAUUUGGCUUGCAACUGUUUGGUAUUUAUAG